This is a messenger RNA of Siniperca chuatsi (mandarin fish), 1696 nucleotides long. RefSeq names its product family with sequence similarity 81 member B (gene fam81b). Bases 165 to 1220 code for a protein of 351 amino acids. NCBI's taxonomy places the organism in Eukaryota, Metazoa, Chordata, Actinopteri, Centrarchiformes, Sinipercidae. The record is from RefSeq and is a predicted model, not a curated record. The transcript is spliced from 9 exons.
AGCUGCUUCACCAAGUAUACAAUGCAUCAUUCUCGCAUUACUGCGUUUCAAAUUCACACGGGCAGGAACUGGCACCCCUCUCAAGGAGACCACAGUUACCAAGUGACAACACAAACACAUUAACUCAAGAGCUAGCUGAAGAACACCACAGGCCUACAAGAAGAAUGUCACAUGAGUCAAAGUUACAGCCCUAUCAGAAUCGCACCAGGCCUGAUGUCUUGGAGGGCCGUCUGAGUGGUCAGGAGAGGACACUGGCUGUGCUGCUGGAGCAGGCUUUCAGGAUCAAAGAGGAGGUGGCAGCAGGUCUGCAGUCCACCCAGGGCUCCGUCCAGGUCGAGGCACUUUCCCGCAAGCUGCUGGAGAAUCACAUACUGACGAUCACACGCAUUGUCAAGCAGCUUAGCAUGGACAUACAGGCCCUGGAGAGACAGAUCGCUCAGCGGGACUCCAUCACCUCUGGAACCACAAUGGCUGUUCAAAACCUGGACCAGAAGAACAUGGCUAUCAUUGGAGACCUGAGAGGAAGAGUAGCCAGGUGUGAUGCCAGCAUCACCCAGCUGAGUGCUGACGUGAGCUCUGGGGAGCAGCAGCUGAUUAGCCUGCAGAAGGAGGUGGCAGAGCUCAGGUCAGCUGUGGAUGUGAGGCUCAAAGAGCUGGAAGUCAAGCUUUAUCAUGACCUGGGGAGACUGGAGGCCUCAUUGUCAGAGCAUUCCCAGGGCCAAAGGAGCUCCAUGUCUGAUUUGCUUACACAAGUUAAACUACUAGAGGCCAGGAUGUCAGGUGAACUGAAGGAAGCCAAGGAGCAGACAGAUUCGCUGAGGAAGUGGACAGAACAACAGCUCAACAGCUCAGUCCAGCACUGCACACAACAGCAGGACAAAAUGUUAGAGUCAACGUCUAGAUUAGCUGACCGGCUACGUGCUCUGGUGGCCCGUGUGGAGCAGUUUGAGACCCAGCGGGACCAGGCCAACCGCAGUCAGGCAGAUCAGCUGAAACGCUCUGAAACCAAACUCAGUAAAAGAAUGACCUCAAUGGAGAGCAGCCUUCAUCAGGAGCUGCAGCUGCUCAAACAGGAAAACCACAAAGGGUUCCUGUCUGUGCACGAUGCCAUUGAGUCCCUGAGGCAGAUAGGUAACAUCAAAUCCCGCCUUGACAAGGAGAAGCUUCAGAAAGAUAUCAGGCACAUCUGCAGCAAGGUGGCAGAGCUCAACGACUUGUGACGUUAUCAACUGAAGAGGAGCCCCUUGUUACUGUCGCAACUACCCUGAAGGGAUAGCUUGAUUCAUACUCUUUUUAAACCAAAAGGCAUGCCUGUCAGUGAUAGUGUUAACUGUUUCCUGGCUGUCGUUAUUCACAUCUUAUUCUACGAGCCCACAGCUAUUUAGGCUAUGGCAAUAUUUAAUUGAGUCAGUCUUUGAAAGUCAGAGAAAUGAUCUUGCAGUUUGAAGUGAAAUUUUAAAUCAAAUUUCUGACAUUUUGUGAAAUGUCAGAAAUUUGAUAUUUUUGUGAAAGAUUUUUUUUUGAAAACCCAUUCAUGUUUGCCAAUGUCAAAGACAAAGACAGAUUUUUUGUGCAAUUUGAAACUUUAACUCCAUCUUUUUUUACUAGGAUCCAUGUAUACACAUGUAUAAGUCUUGUUAGACCUGACUAAUUCUUGACUAUUGUAACACUAUUAUUAUUAAAAUACUGACACACA